AUGGUUACCAACCUCGUCGCUACAUAUGAACUAGAUGUUGAAUCACCAGAUUCCAUCAAGGAUACAGCCAAAAAGAUGGCAGAGGACUUGGUAUCUUUCUAUCACGGUAACGAACCCGGACAAACCCCCGGUCUUCUACCACAACCGUAUUACUGGUGGGAAGGAGGCGCUUUCAUGGGCGCGUUAAUUGAUUAUUGGUAUUACACUGGGGACACCACUUAUAACGACAUCGCUCAGCAAGGUCUACUUCAUCAGGUCGGCCCGUAUAAUGACUAUAUGCCUCCUAACCAGACACUUACCGAGGGUAACGAUGACCAAGGAUUUUGGGGGAUGGCUGUCAUGACCGCGGCUGAGUACAAAUUCCAGGACCCGCCGUCAGAUCAGCCGGGAUGGUUAGCACUGGCUCAGGCUGUUUUCAACACUCAAGCUGCUCGAUGGGAUCCGGAGGACUGUAAUGGCGGUUUGCGAUGGCAGAUCUUUACGUGGAAUACCGGCUUUGACUACAAGAAUUCUAUCUCGCAGGCAUGUUUCUUCAACAUCGCCGCACGAUUAGCGCUCUACACCGGCAACACUACCUAUGCCGACUGGGCUGUCAGGACGUGGGAUUGGAUGGUCAACGUCAAAUUCAUUGACGAUAAUUAUAGGGUCUACGAUGGAGCGCAUAUCGGUGAUAACUGUACUACUAUCAUACCGUAUGAGUUUUCGUACAACGUUGGUGCAUUCCUUCUAGGAUCAGCCGCCAUGGUCGCAUAUACAAACAAUUCGAACCAACAGGGCGAUGUUGAGAUGUGGCGCGAACGUGUAGAUGGUCUAUUAAACAGCACAGAGGAGAUAUUCUUUUUCGGAAACGACACGUCGGAUCGAGUUAUGAUCGAGAUUGCUUGCGAGCCAGUUGGUUUAUGUGAUACGGAUCAGCAAUCAUUUAAGGCAUAUUUGAGCAGAUGGAUGGCCGCCACUACAAAAUGGGCACCCUGGACUUUCGAUCGAAUCAAAACUUUGCUACAGAAUUCUGCCGUAGCUGCCGCGAAGCAGUGUACCGGUGGUGAUAACCACCGAAUGUGCGGGUUAAAGUGGGCGAAUAACAGCGGUGUCUGGGAUGGUUCGACUGGUGUUGGACAACAAAUGGCGGCUAUGGAAGUGGUGCUGGCCAACAUGAUACAUGAUGCUGAGCUACCGGUUACCAAUAGCACUGGUGGAACCAGUGUUGGUAAUCCUUCGGCGGGUGGCUCCGAUAGUGGACGAGUGGAUCCUAACGGGCGGUUUUUCUCUGGCCCGGUAUCUGGAGGCGAUCGAGCUGGUGCGGCCAUCUGUACUCUUGUCGUACUCUUGACUCUCCUAGCCGGAGCGAUCUUCAUGGUUGUAGAUGAAACAAAAUCAACAACUGAUAACUGGACCAACUUUCGCUCGGGUAUCUCUACCGCUUCCGGGCCAGCCGCAUUGGCAGCUCUAACACCAGGCAAAAAGAAGAAGGCUAUGAUAGACGAAAAAGGAAAGGGACUUGGGAUGGAAAGAAGUUCAAGUACUGAGACAGGCGAGAAAAUCCCGACGGCCUAUGCAAAUGGCAGGCUACAAAAGCGCCCGGAGAGUUUACAGCAGGCACAGCCUAUAAGGCCAAUAUCAACCUCGGGCGUACUAUCUUCAACGACAGACACCGUACCAGCGACAACUACGACUAACGAGAACCGUAUGUCAACCGCUGGAAUCGGCCAGAGAGGGUCGGUACUUAGGAAACAGAGACAGUGA
Messenger RNA from Daldinia childiae, 1743 nucleotides. Its product is annotated as Mannan endo-1,6-alpha-mannosidase DCW1. The coding region runs from base 1 to 1743 and encodes 580 amino acids. NCBI's taxonomy places the organism in Eukaryota, Fungi, Ascomycota, Sordariomycetes, Xylariales, Hypoxylaceae. The record is from RefSeq and is a predicted model, not a curated record. Gene Ontology annotation, biological process: fungal-type cell wall biogenesis; carbohydrate catabolic process. Gene Ontology annotation, molecular function: mannan endo-1,6-alpha-mannosidase activity. The transcript has 3 exons.